AUGGCAGACAAGGCGAGCAAUGUGCUGAAAAGGCUUCACCCGGAAGACGAUGAUCUCGACAGCCAGAAACGCGCCAGGUCCAACAAUGGCUCCCCUCGUCCCACCACUCCGUCGGCCUCGGCGGCCCCGCCUGGAGCGAAACCAGACAUGAGCGCAGCGAUCGCGGCGGCCAGGGCGAGGGCCGCGGAAAUCAAGGCCAAGAUGGCAGCGAACAAGGUGGGAGCAGUGAGCUCGCCUGCGCAAACAGCGACUGCCGCGCCGACUGCCACGUCAAGUGCUCUUGAUCGCAUUGCACAGCUGAAGGCUCGCGUGGCUGCUGCAACGGGUCAAUCAGCGUCGCGGGCCAAUGCGCCGUCCUACACUCCACCCAUCUACGCCGAGGACGCAUCCAAAGCACGAGGAGGGUUAAACAUUGGUCUACACCCGUCUCUGCUGGCGGAUGCGCAGCAGGAUGUGCAGAGGAGCCACGGUCGCACACCUCAAGCCAAGUUUGCGCCGGCAGCUGGCAACCGGAGGACAGAAUCGCCUGCGCCGUCAAAGGCACAGCUUGACAUCUCGGCACCAUCGCUAGACGAGCUCAGAGACAACCCUUACUUCGAUGAAAGCCUCGGGGCUCGAAAUGCGCUGGCCAAGGGUCGUCAGUCGCGGCAGCUGAUUUUCAACCAGAAGGGCAAGUAUAUCCAGCAGGCUGCGGCGCUCCGCCGUCAGGCCCAACUCGAGGCCAUGAAGAAGAAGAUUGCCGAACGAGCCAGGCAGGCAGGACUGGAAGAAGAUCUCGACACGGAGAAGGCAUUCCUCGUCCCGGCACCACCGGACCUGGAGUGGUGGGAUGAAGGUCUGGUCAACGGCAAGAGCUACGACGCCAUCUCCGAUCCCGCAAACCUCAAGAUAGACACCCCGGACAGCAUCAUCACGAUCUACAUCCAACAUCCGGUGCUCAUCGAGCCUCCACAGGAGAAGAACAACCCAGCCCCCAAGCCCAUGUACCUGACGGCCAAGGAACAAGCCAAACUUCGCCGCCAACGGCGUAGAGCCGAACUCCAAGAACAACAAGCCAAAGUCCGACUGGGCCUCGAGCCUCCUCCGCCACCGAAGGUCAAAAAGGGCAACCUGAUGCGCGUCCUGGGCGAAGAAGCCGUCAAAGACCCCACGGCCGUCGAAGCGCGGGUGAACCGCGAGAUCGCCGAACGGCACCAAAAGCACGUCGAGGAGAACGAGAACCGCAAGCUCACAAAGGAGGAACGUGCAGAGAAACUGGCCAAACAACAGGCCGAGGAUGCGGCCCGCGGCAUUCAUGUGAGGGUGUACAAGAUCGACAGUCUCGCCAACGGCAAGCACAGGUACCAAGUAUCCAUCAACGCCGAGCAGAAUGCCCUGACGGGUGUAUGCAUCAUGCAUCCCAAGCUGAACGUCGUCGUCGUCGAGGGCGGUGAGCACAGCAUCCGCAACUACGACAAGUUGAUGCAGAACCGCAUCCGCUGGACCGAGAUGGAGGCCCCGCGCGCGGUCGAGGAAGGCAAUCGCGAGGUCCUGGCCAAGUGGCUCGAGGCGUAUGAAGAAGGGAGCAACGAGCUGAAGGAUCAGAGUCUGAACAAGUGUGAAGUGAUAUUCAAGGGCGAGGCCAAGCAGCGCAGCUUUCGGAAAUGGCUGGGCGCGAGGGUCUGCGAGACGGAUGCCCAAGCGAAGGAUGUGCUGAGCCGGGCAAAGAUGGAGAAUUUUUGGGGAUUGGCCAAGAGUUUCAAGAGGGAUUUGUAA
This is a messenger RNA of Cladophialophora yegresii CBS 114405, 1755 nucleotides long. RefSeq lists its product as uncharacterized. The record is from RefSeq and is a predicted model, not a curated record. The transcript has a single exon. Gene Ontology annotation, biological process: mRNA splicing, via spliceosome. Lineage: Eukaryota; Fungi; Ascomycota; Eurotiomycetes; Chaetothyriales; Herpotrichiellaceae. Gene Ontology annotation, cellular component: U4/U6 x U5 tri-snRNP complex. Bases 1 to 1755 code for a protein of 584 amino acids.